AUGGGGGAACCCAAAGAAAAUCAAGUUGCAGAUAUCUUGAUUAAAAAGCUGAUAGAAGAGUGGCUUAAAAUGCGUCAUCCACCUCAAAACACAAUGUUAAUCACUGGUGAUAAUGGUUUUUACAAGAUGUUGGACCUCUUCACCAAAUCAGGUCAUAAGACAUUGUUAGUUUAUCAAAAGAAGAAGACUGUGGUUGAGAAUGACUCCAUCAACAUUAGGGAAUAUGUAGACGUAUUCUGGAAUGAUUGGAGAGGUUUUCUAUUUCUUAGACCAGCUAAGAGUUCUAGUGAAAGAAAGGCAGAGAGGAAGAAAAAGAUGAUUAAAGCCUGUCGUGAGGCUAGAAAAGUUAAACAAAGAAACAAAACUCUUCGUGAAAAGAAGAUAGAAAAGGAACAGAGGAAAAAGGAGAAACGUUUUCUGGAGGACUAUGGAAAAGUUGAAGUGGAAGUUGCUGGGGACGGAAAUUGCCAAUUCCGAGGACAAGUUGUGGGAAGACCGCGAUUUUCAUUGCUUCGAAUGACAAAUUUUUCAAUGAAGAUAUGGCACAAGACCUGGUUUCACAAAGAUUCCGAGGAGGCAGAUUCUGAUGGCGGUGUGUGGGAACAAGCUAGGAAAUAUGCUGCAACAUCGCAGGUUAUUCCCACUUAUGAGGAACUUUAUUUGGAUUGA
Messenger RNA from Arabis nemorensis, 669 nucleotides. NCBI's taxonomy places the organism in Eukaryota, Viridiplantae, Streptophyta, Magnoliopsida, Brassicales, Brassicaceae. The record is from the annotation of a GenBank genome assembly.